Messenger RNA from Papaver somniferum (opium poppy), 2825 nucleotides. Its product is annotated as wall-associated receptor kinase-like 14. Gene Ontology annotation, biological process: protein phosphorylation. Lineage: Eukaryota; Viridiplantae; Streptophyta; Magnoliopsida; Ranunculales; Papaveraceae. The record is from RefSeq and is a predicted model, not a curated record. The transcript has 4 exons. Gene Ontology annotation, molecular function: ATP binding; protein kinase activity. The coding region runs from base 292 to 2433 and encodes 713 amino acids.
CCAGUUUGAAAAAAAAUAAAAUCACCGGACUCGUCAGGGAUGUUUGCGACAUUUGUGGAUAGUUAAAGAAUGAGAAUAAGCGCGUAUGUACUAACGUCUACCGUAGGGAACUCUGAAAGCGUUGGAAAAUAGAAAUAUCAAUGAAGUUUUGUUGGAUAAGAUUAAAAGAGCUCAAAUCAGAGGUAAUUGCAAGAUGAGCGCUGUUACUCCGUAGAGAGUAACCAAUUUCAAGAACUGUAAUACAAAGAAUUGAUAUUCGGCUUUUCAUCUGCCAUUAUUAACACAACCAAAAUGAUCAAACAGGAUUUUUUUCUUCUGUUAACGCUUUCAGCUAUAGCUUUUCUCAUUACUCAUACUCGAUCCUCUGUAGCCGUUUGUGAUCAACACUGUCCUGGGUCCUCACUAAACUUUCGUCUUCCGUUUCCGUACGGGUUCUCUGAAGGUUGUCCCAUCCGUUUAAACUGCUCAAAAGGAGAAGUCUUUGUUGGAGAAGAAUUUCGUGUUCAAAAUGUGACAUCAGAUGGUUUAUUAAUCAACAUACCACCUAAGUGCAAUCGCUCAAUCGAAACCUUGAAACCUCUGUACAGUUCGAACUACGCUUUAACUUCGCGAAACGGAUUACUCUUACAAAAUUGUACAACUAAACCACAAGAUUGUGUAAUACCGGAAAGUUUAUUAAGACUACAAUUUCGCUCUAAAGAUUGUGAACAUCCUUUCUGUUAUUCUGCUAAGGUUGGAGAAGAACGUGUGAAAAAUGGAGAUGGUGCAAGUUUCCUUAGUUUCCACAACAUUAGUAGUACCGGCUGCAAGUUUCUGUACUCUUCAGUUGCUGUUGUUGUGAAUUCGAGUUCAAUGGUUUCUUUGGAAUUUCGAACACUUCAUUUAAGUUACUGGCUAAAUGGAGGUUGCAAUUGUUCUUCAAAUGCUAAUUGUACCCGGAUUAUCUCUCCGGUAAGUCAAACAGCAGGUUACCGGUGCCAAUGUGUCGAAGGUUUCGAAGGCGAUGGUUAUGCUCCGGGUCGUGGUUGCGUGAAAGCUUCCAAAUGCAAUCCUGAUAAAAACUGGUCUCGACAAUGUAGGGGAGCAACUAAACUUGCUGUUCUGAUUAUAGGUGUUAUCGCGGGAGCUUCUUUAAUGGCGGGCAUUGCUUUUUUCUGCUAUAUGUUUAGAUAUCGAUCUGCUUCUUUAAAAAUUCGGAAGAGCACCAAACAGUUACUGUCCGAAGCUGAAGGCAGUUGUAGUGUCCCAUUCUAUAGAUUUAAAGAAAUGAAACGUGCAACCUAUGGAUUCUCCGAGAAACACAGGCUAGGAACUGGGGCUUAUGGGACAGUUUAUGCAGGAAAGCUUCGCAGUGAUGAUUGGGUUGCCAUAAAAAGAAUCAGAUACCGAGAUGCAGACAGUAUAGAGCAAGUUAUAAAUGAGGUCAAACUUCUCUCAUCUGUAACCCACCCGAAUUUAGUACGUUUGUUAGGCUUUUGUUUAGAGAGGGAUGAACAGAUCCUUGUCUAUGAGUUCAUGCCCAACGGAACCUUAUCUCAGCAUUUACAGAGGGAGAGGGGCACUGGCCUUUCGUGGGUAGUUCGUCUCACUAUUGCAACUGAAACAGCUCAAGCCAUUGCCCAUCUCCAUUCAGCAUUGGACCCGCCGAUAUAUCACAGAGACAUCAAAUCAAGCAACAUACUCUUAGAUUUCAAUCUCAAUUCAAAAGUUGCCGAUUUCGGUCUUUCAAGAGUUGGUAUGACUGAGAUGUCCCACAUUUCGACAGUCCCACAAGGGACCCCAGGGUAUCUUGAUCCUCAAUAUCAUCAGAAUUUUCAUCUUUCCGAUAGAAGUGAUGUUUACAGCUUCGGGGUAGUUUUAGUUGAGAUACUAAGUGGAUUAAAAGUGGUGGAUUUCACUCGACAACCAAACGAGGUGAAUUUGGCAAAUUUUGCAAUGGAAAAGAUCAGGAUGGGUUGCUUAGAUGAAAUAAUUGAUCCAUUCCUUGAGCAACAUAGGAAUGCUUGGACAUCUUCGUCUAUGCAUAAAGUUGGCGAGCUAGCAUUUAGAUGCCUUGCAUUUCAUAGUGAAACUAGGCCAUCAAUGAUGGAAGUUGCAGCUGAACUGGAGAGCAUUAUGGUAAGUGGUGGUGUUCCUAUGAAGACGAAAGAAUUGGAGCCAGAGCAUGAGGAGAAGAAUAUUUGCAUUGGAUCUCCUGUGGUUUCAUGUUGCUCUUCACUUUCUAAUAUUGGAGAUGAAAAGUCACAAAAUUUAUCAGAUAACAAGGUUGUACUAGUUGAUGAUGAACCAAAAGGGGCUGCUCAAAAAAUGCGCAGUUAUGGAUUUUCAGGAGAGGAGGUAAAAGCUAGUUCUUCGAUUUCUUUGGAGGAUUUAUGGCUGAGUGAAGAAACUUCUUCACCUUCGUCGAAUAGUUUGUUGUCUAAUGUAGUUUAAUAGGAUACACAAAAAUAGAUAAGGUACGUCUUUAUUCACUUCUGUCUAACUCUGCCUCACACAGAUAUCUAGCUCAGCAGUCAGCGGGCAUACGAUUUUUUUUUCCCUGCCGGAAAUGCAAUAUUUCCCCCACUCCUUUCCUCCAUCCCUUCCCAUUACGUGUCAAACAGAUAGUGAUUUGAUUAUAAGGCUAAGAUCGUUGCCACCUAAUGAGAAAAAGGAGCGGGCUAGUGUGACAGUUUCCGUUUUUUGCAGCCAAACCAUUCGGCUCAUCAACCUAUGUAGAGUUGAUUUCCGAUAAUCGAUUCUGUGACCCUGGGGCUGGGGUCCUCAAUAACAAUAACUAAUCCAAUUACAACAUGCGUUGAAUAAGUGGUAAUAAAUUUAAUCCU